AUGGCGAUGCCAACACAGCACACCCAGGCCCUAGAGGUCGACGAGAAUCAACGCACCCUGCCCACCUUCUGCCCCUAUACAGGUUUGAGCUUGAUCCCACUGCCGACUCCCAGCCCGCAGGCCCUCGCGGCAAGGGAAGAUGAGGACAAACGGGAUCUGUUUAAAGUCACCAACGGCAGCAGCCAGCCCUUCCACCUCCUCGACCUGCCCGCCGAGAUUCGCCAGAUGAUCUACCGUUUCAUCCUGGGCUACCGCACCCUCCACGUGCGUCAGCCCUCCAAUAAGGAGGUCCAGCAGCGUCCUGACGAGGAUUGGGUGCAAGGAAGACUUGACUGGGCGUAUUUCGUCUGCAAAUGCGGGCCUGCCGCGCACGGGACCCUAUCCGAGUACGCCGUCGGGCAGAUCUGGGCUGGCGAUGCUGAUGUCGAUGACAGGCCUACUACUCCGGGAAUGAAGCUGCGCAAGAAAGAUGGAUGGAGACGUGCAAUCCCAGCGUGUGCCUUUAGGGACGACACCGACUGCGCCGCGAUCGAAAAGGGAGAUACAACCGUCAUCCAGGAAAAACUCCACCUCGACAUCCUCCGUGUCUCCAAACUGGUCCAUGCCGAGGCCCGCGAUGCCCUUUUUGCAACGAACAUCUUCGCAUUCUCACAGAGGCUUGCGCUCGCGGAGUGCACCAUUCCCCAUGAGCAAUUCGGGCACGCACACCUGGCGCGUAUCCGGAAUGUGAUCCUCUGUGUUCAGCCGCUUAAAAUCGACAUGUGCGUGCUGAAUGGGUUUUUGCGCGAUAUCAACGAUGGUAUUGGGAUCGAUAACCUUACGGGCCUGCGGAAGCUGCAAAUCGUCGUGAAGUGUGAUACCAAGAAGGUCGAUGAGACGAGGUACGACUGGACCGAGAUGUGGCGCGUCACGGGUUUGCUUUCGUUUGCCAAAAUCGACAAGCUCGAAGUUGCAGUGGAUGUUCGGUCUGCGUAUGACAGAAAGAACAGCACGCAGCGGGACAGAGCGGACAAGUAUGCCAGAAUGCUUGAGGGGAGGAUUGCGCGUCCGUGGGAUGUUGUCAAGCAGGAGGUUGAGGCGCUUUGGAUGGCGUAUGAGGAGAAGGCUCGGGAUGCUGAGGCCUGGGCUGAUGGUGUUCGUUUCCUUUGA
Molecule: messenger RNA, 1149 nt
Organism: Aspergillus calidoustus
Lineage: Eukaryota; Fungi; Ascomycota; Eurotiomycetes; Eurotiales; Aspergillaceae
Source: the annotation of a GenBank genome assembly